This is a messenger RNA of Anoplopoma fimbria (sablefish), 1747 nucleotides long. It is a transcript of the gene il1rl2, whose product is annotated as interleukin-18 receptor 1. Lineage: Eukaryota; Metazoa; Chordata; Actinopteri; Perciformes; Anoplopomatidae. The transcript has 12 exons. Bases 83 to 1738 code for a protein of 551 amino acids. The record is from RefSeq and is a predicted model, not a curated record. Gene Ontology annotation, biological process: signal transduction. Gene Ontology annotation, molecular function: interleukin-1 receptor activity.
CGGAAAACCCAGCAGCUCUGAAGAAGGUCAGCGCAAGAAACAAGCUGCUAUCUUUAAGCCUCAGCACUCUGCCUGGAGGAGAAUGGCAGCGGCAGGCUGGAUGUUACUGCUGGCUGCACUGCUGUCUCCAGCCUUCACUGAGGCUCACAACCACAGUGGGGAGACAGACACCUACCACGUGAGCGCCGGACACCUCUUCCUGCUGAAUUGCCUCUUUGUGGACGCCCACACCAACGUGACGUGGAGCAGAGAGGGGGGGCACGACCGGAGCCUGCCCACCGGAGUGGAGGUCCGGGACGGGUUACUGUGGUUCCUGCCUGUGCAGGUGUCUCAUAAUGGAUCCUACACCUGUGAGAAAAGGAACAAAUCUGGAUCACUGAGGGCAACGUUAAGGGUCUCAGUGUCCAGUGGAAAGUGUCCUGAUCCACCUGAAACCAAAUCCAUCACCCUGGGAGUCAGUGAACGUAUUUACUGCAAACAGGAUGAGAUCCUCAAUCUGAACAACAGUAGGAACAUUCGAUGGAUGAAGGACUGCCGGUCGAUGGAGCCGGCGGAACACAUCUCUGUGGGUGAGAGCGGCUCCAUGAGGCUGUCCGCCCGCUCAGAGGGGGAUGCUGGGAAAUACACCUGCCUGGUAGACAUCAGCUUGAACGGCAGGACGUACACGGCUGCACGCAGCAUCCAGCUGACUGUUAACAAAAAUACAGUUAUCUCAGCGCCUUCGGUGAUCUCCCCUCAACAGGAAGUGGUGGUGGUUGAAGAGGGUGCCAGAGCAGAGCUGAAGUGUAAGGCCUUAAUCGGCUUCAUGGAGGACAAGGAGACCUUGAUGUACUGGACCGUGAACGAUAAGGACUCCGAUGAACACGAGGAGCUCAAGGUUUCCUGUAGCUUUCAUCGCGACAGAGGCCAUGUGUACGGUCUGUCCAAUCUGUCCAUCUCUAAAGUCCGCCGUCAGUUCCUGAAUGUUCCCAUUUCCUGCUGUGUAGCAAACUCAGCCGGAAACAGCGUCGGCGUUGUGUGGCUUCAAGAAGCCGACCACAGCGCCCUCUACACCAGAGUGGCCCUCUGCCUCGCCUCCUCCCUGGCGGUUCUGCUCCUCGCUGCCUCCGUCCAGUUCUUCAGGGUGGACCUGGUGUUGGCCCACAGGAAGCUGUUGAGACGUUUUUCAAAGCAGGCUCCUGAUGGGAAGCUCUACGACGCCUACGUGAGCUUCCUCCCCCCCGGCGGCCCGAGUUCAGCGGAGACGGCGGCCUUGGCCCUGCGGAUCCUUCCUGAGCAGCUGGAGAAACAACACGGCUACUCGCUGUACAUCAGAGGACGGGACGACUGCCCCGGAGAAGCGGUGCACGAUGCCAUUGCUGCAACAGUCCGCAAAUGCCGCAGACUGAUAAUCAUCUUGUCACCAGACGUAAAAUCCUCCGCCGACGGAAAAACUGAGGAAGCUCCUCUGCGUGACGACCAGAACCAGCUGAGCUAUGAGCAGAAGGUUGGCCUUCAUGACGCGUUGACCCGGAAAGACCCGCGAGUGAUUCUGGUGGAAAUCAACGGUCCGGUGGAUUACAGCUGCCUUCCAGAGUCUCUGCGCUACAUCAGGAGGAAACAAGGAGCUCUGAAGUGGAACAAAACCUCCUGCAGAACCAACAAACUCAACAAGUUUUGCUCAAACAGAAACUUCUGGAAGAAUUUGAGGUACCGAAUGCCCUCGGUGCCUACGGGGAGAUUCCAGAGUGUCGUCUAAACCAAAGAA